This is a messenger RNA of Pongo pygmaeus (Bornean orangutan), 2955 nucleotides long. RefSeq names its product endogenous retrovirus group K member 7 Pol protein. The record is from RefSeq and is a predicted model, not a curated record. Gene Ontology annotation, molecular function: RNA stem-loop binding; RNA-DNA hybrid ribonuclease activity; RNA-directed DNA polymerase activity. Gene Ontology annotation, biological process: RNA-templated DNA biosynthetic process. Lineage: Eukaryota; Metazoa; Chordata; Mammalia; Primates; Hominidae.
AUGGGAAAAAAUUCAGGACCCGGGAACUACUUAUCCCUCUUUUUUAAUUCUAUCAGACGAGGCUCAAAAGAACCGUAUCCUGAUUUUAUUGCUCGUCUUCAAGAUGCAGCUCAGAAGGCUCUCACUGAUGAAAGUGCCAGGAAGGUGAUUAUAGAAUUGUUGGCUCAUGAAAACGCCAACCCUGAGUGUCAAUCAGCUAUUCGCCCUGUGAAAGGAAAGGUUUCAGUGGGAGUUGAUGCACAAUCGGGAAACAGGAAGAGGGGCCAGCCUCAGGCUCUGCUCCAAACUGGGGCAUUCCCUCUCCAGCAGUUUGUCCCUCAGUCAGCACCAGUGCCUUUAAUCCCUCAAGUGACACAAAUACCUUUAGCCCAACCACCACAGAAUUGGGUACUUUUUUUAGGGGCGGCCACUGUUGAGCCUCCAAAGCCCAUCCCAUUGAAAUGGAAAACUCAAAAACCUGUGUGGGUUGAUCAUUGGCCGCUUCCUCCGCAAAAACUGGAAUUUUUGCACAAUAUUACACUGACUAGCAAAAGAGCAAUUAGACAAGGAUAUAUUGAACCUUCUUUCUCACCGUGGAAUUCCCCAGUUUUUGUAAUUCAGAAAAAAUCCAGUAGAUGGCGCUUGUUGACCAAGCUACGAGCGGUUAAUACCGUCAUUCAACAGAUGGGGGCUCUCCAACCAGGGUUGCCAUCCCCCGCCAUGAUUCCAAGAGAAUGGCCGAGGGUAAUAAUUGAUUUGAAAGAUGGUUUUUUCACCAUUCCUUUGGAUCCCCAGGACUUUGAAAAAUUUGCAUUUACAAUAUCUGCUAUAAAUAAUAAGGAACCAGCUACUAGGUCACAGUAGAAAGUUUUACCCCAAGGAAUUUUAAAUAGUCCUACAAUUUGUCAAACUUUCUUGGGAAGGUCAUUCAGCCUGUCUGGGAUCAGUUUCCUGAUUGUUAAUAUUAUUCAUUAUGUUGAUGACAUUUUAUGUGCUGCUACAAGUAGGCAUAGACUUAUCAAAUGUUUUUCUAUGUUACAAGAAAUGGUGGGGCUUACAGUUCUCGCUAUAGCGCCAAAUAAAAUUCAAACUACUACAUCCUAUCAUUACCUAGGAAUGAAGGUGGAGGAGAGAACAGUUAAGCCCUAAAAGGCAGAAAUUCGUAAGGAGUCCUUAAAAACUUUAAAUGAUUUUCAAAAAUUAUUAGGAGACGUUAAUUGGAUAAAGCCCACCUUAGGAAUCGCCACUUACGUGAUGUCUAACUUGUUUGCUUUGCUGAGAGGGGAUCCAAAUUUACAUUGCAAAAGAACUCUGACGCCUGCAACAGCUUCAGCUGUUAAGAUAAUUGAGGAAAAAAUUCAAAGUGCUCAAGUCAGUAGAAUAGAUCCUAGUGUUCCAUAGCAGCUCUUGGUGUCUACUCUGCAUUCUCUUACAGGAGUGAUUAUUCAAGAUGCUGACUUGGUUGAAUGGUCUUUUUUACUCCACAGUACAACUAGGACUUUUUCAAUUUACUUAGAUCAAAUAGCUAUUCUUAUAGGCCAAGCCCAAUUAAGAAUAGUUAGAUUCACUGGCACUGAUUCAGAUAAAAUUGUAGUUCCUUUAAACAAAGCACAGGUUCAACAAGCCUUUAUAAGUUCAUCAGAAUGGCAGUCUAAUUUAGCUGGUUUUGUUGGCCAUAUAGAUAAUCAUUACCCUAAAACAAAAAUUUUUCAGUUCCUAAAAUUGGCUACCUGGAUUUUACCUAAAACAACCAGUUUUAUCCUCUUGGAGGGGGCUGUAACUGUCUUUACUGAUGGCUCUUAGAGUGGAAAAGCAGCUUAUACAGGACCAGAAGAAAAGGUUAUUCAAACCCAGUUUCAUUCUGCACAAAGAGCUAAGCUACAAGCAGUUAUAUUUGUAUUGGAAGAUUUUGAUCAACCUGUUUAUAUUGUCUCUGACUCUGCCUAUGUAGUUCAGACGACAAUGGUAAAAACAGCUUUAAUAAAAUAUAUUUCUGAUGAUCAGCUAAAUUUUUUUAGUUCACUUCAACAUGCAGUUAGAGUUCGAAACUUUCCUUUUUAUAUUACACAUAUUCGAGCUCACACAAAUUUACCAGGACCUUUAACCCAAUUAAAUAAUCAAGCAGAUUUAUUAGUGACACCUGUUUUAACAGAGGCUCAAGAAUUCCAUUCAUUAACUCAUAUACCCAAUAGACAUUUGAAAUUCUACAAUGAACCCUACGCCGACCGGACAAAAGAAAGGGAAGAAUGCAAAGAAGAAGAAGACUGGUCCCUCCGACCUGUCCUUUCGGGAGCUGAGAAAGAUGGCAAAGCUGAGUGUCUCAGAGAAACAACAGAAGACGGAGAAGACUCGCCAGGCUACACCACCGAUGUGAGAACAGAUAAAGAAGCUGACUCAAAUGGCAGAGGACAGCCUAAAGGAGAAACAACUGGCAAUUACCCCGGGCCAGUUACUUGGAUGGAUUCCCCUAUUGAAGUGUUUACAAAUGAUAGUAUUUGGACGCCAGGGCCGAUUGAUGAUCGCUGUCCUGCACAGCCUGAGAAGGACGGCAUGUUGAUGAAUGUAACAGUCUGUUAUCACAUAGUGAGUGGAAUGUCUUUCCAACCUAUCAUGACUGUAAAAACUUAUGGGGAUGGUUAUUUUCGGUCAAAUUUAAAAGUCAAAAAUUACAAAACUAAAGGACUGGCUUGUCCUAAAAGAAAUCCAAAAUGGUCAGAAAAACUAGAGAUUCUUACUUGGGAGGACUGUGUAGCAGAUGGUGCAGUAGUUUUGCAAAAUGAUUCUUAUGGAACAAUUAUAGAUUGGGCCCCCAAAGGAUCCUUUGCUAGAUAUUGCAUCGGACAAAAUGCUGGGUGCGCUGAGGAUUCCUUCAUGAUAGAUUACAGAGAAAGUCCCAAUAAUCCCCGCACUUUAGUUAGAAGAUUGGAAUCACUAUAUCCAUUGAAAUGGGAAGAUAAAGGUACUGCUCCUCCCUGA